Messenger RNA from Penicillium samsonianum, 1245 nucleotides. Its product is annotated as putative mitochondrial carrier protein. NCBI's taxonomy places the organism in Eukaryota, Fungi, Ascomycota, Eurotiomycetes, Eurotiales, Aspergillaceae. The transcript is spliced from 2 exons. The record is from RefSeq and is a predicted model, not a curated record. Gene Ontology annotation, biological process: mitochondrial transmembrane transport. Bases 1 to 1245 code for a protein of 414 amino acids.
AUGGCCACCACAUCAGGGACAGGCUCUCCUCCCGCGCCCAAGACCCAUGUCCCAACAGAUAACAUUACUCCCUGGCAGCGCAUGGUAUCUGCGACCGCCGGCAAUGUCUUAACCGGACUUCUAGUGACACCCUUGGAUGUCGUACGAGUCCGUUUACAGUCACAAUCCCAGGUCUACAACACCUCACCAUUUACCUCUCACACCACCCAAACCUUGAAAAACCUCCCUCCGAACCUCGGUAUCACCUCCUGCUGUCGCGAAGUAUUCUGGGUCGGAAACGAUGCCCAGAUGUGCAUGCUAGGGCCUCAGGUCACCGCGGUCGGAACCCAUCCUCACCCGGCGAUCGAUUGCGCGGUCGAAGAAACGCAGCGGCGAACAUUCACAUCAACUAUAGACGGACUACGGAAGAUCGCGCGCAAUGAAGGAACUUUGACACUGUGGCGCGGGUUGAGCCCGACCUUGAUGAUGGGAAUCCCGGCAAAUGUCAUCUACUUUGCUGGCUAUGACUGGCUGCGGACAGAUGAUCGGAGUCCCAUCAAGCAACGGGUGUCUGCGGGAUAUGCGCCCUUGAUAGCCGGGUCCUUGGCUCGCGUCGCGGCCGCAGCUGCAACCAGUCCGCUGGAGAUGUUUCGGACGCGUCUGCAGGCAAUUCCGGGGACGGGUGCGGGCCACUUCAAAGCCACUGUGCAGGAUUUGUACCAUAUGACGCAGGCAAAGGGAUACAGCUCGCUCUGGAGAGGAUUCACUCUUACUAUGUGGCGCGAUGUUCCUUUCUCCGGACUCUACUGGUGGGGAUACGAGGAGGUGAAGAAGGCACUGAUUGCGGCGCGCCAAAAAGCCCCUCAUCUCGCGGGUUCUGAUCACGAGCCUCAAGAGUCAAGUCUCCAAGCUUUCCUCGACAGCUUCAUCUCCGGUGGUGUUUCAGGGUCCUUAGCAGCACUUGUUACUACUCCGUUCGAUGUUGGUAAGACGCGACAGCAAGUUUUCCGACAUUUGGAUGAUGUUCCUCUCACUGGCACCGCCCCCCGCACGGCAUUACCCUCCGGCGUCUUGGCGCCAGAGCAACUAUCCUUGCCAAAAUUCCUCAUGCACAUCUUCCGUGAAGAAGGUACCGCCGGCCUAUUCCGUGGCUGGACGGCAAGAUGUCUAAAAGUUGCCCCGGCCUGCGCCAUCAUGAUCUCAACCUAUGAGCUUGGAAAGCGCAUGGCCCGAGAGGUCAACGAACGGCGACACCCUGACGCAUAA